Aspergillus luchuensis is the source of this 1230-nucleotide messenger RNA. RefSeq names its product mRNA guanylyltransferase (gene CEG1). Gene Ontology annotation, cellular component: mRNA capping enzyme complex. The coding region runs from base 1 to 1230 and encodes 409 amino acids. The transcript has a single exon. Gene Ontology annotation, molecular function: mRNA guanylyltransferase activity; ATP binding. NCBI's taxonomy places the organism in Eukaryota, Fungi, Ascomycota, Eurotiomycetes, Eurotiales, Aspergillaceae. Gene Ontology annotation, biological process: 7-methylguanosine mRNA capping. The record is from RefSeq and is a predicted model, not a curated record.
AUGAGCAACUCAGUCCCCGAUCUCGAUGCCGUCGGCAUCAAAGCAGACCCCGAACUCGCCGACCAAUUCCGUCGCGAAGUUGCCACCCUCCUCGGCCGCAAUAAUCUCAACUUCCCCGGCGCGCAACCGGUCAGUUUCUCGACACGGCAUCUAACCGAGCUCCAACGAGAAGAUUACUACGUGUGCGAGAAGACGGACGGAAUUCGAUGUUUGAUGUACUUUGCGCGGGGCGAACCGGAUUCCGACACUCCUGAAAUCCACUACUUGAUUGAUCGCAAAAACGACUACCGCUACGUCCCGGGCUUGCACUUCCCUUUACCGGACGAUGACACGUUUCAGCGCUUCCAUGUCGAUACGCUGGUCGACGGCGAGCUGGUCAAUGAUACCUACGAGGAUGGCACGCAGCAGCUCAAGUACCUUGUGUUUGACUGCUUGGUGCUCGAUGGGCAGAGUUUGAUGCAUCGGACGCUGGAUAAACGGCUCGCGUAUUUCAAGGAAAAGGUGCUCAAGCCGUAUAAUGCGCUAUAUGAUCGGUUUCCCGAGGAGAAGCAGCAUCGGAUCUUUGCCGUGGAGGAUAAAUCGACGCAGUUUAGUUACGGCAUUGAGAUGAUGUUUCGGGAUAUUAUCCCCAAGGUGAAGAAGAUUCAUGGCAAUGAUGGCUUGAUUUUUACUUGUCGGAGUACUCCCUAUCGCAUCGGUACGGAUGAACAUAUCCUUAAAUGGAAGCCGCCCAGUGAGAAUACUAUCGAUUUUCGAAUGCGCUUGGAGUUUCCCCUGCUGGAACCGGAUUCGGAUGAUGAGGCCGAGGGUGUUACGGAACCGUAUUACGAUUAUGAUGCCUUGCCUAUCUUUCAUCUGUUUGUUAUGCUCAAUUCGAAUGAGUACCGCCCCUUCGGGGAGAUGUAUGUCUCGCCGGAGGAGUGGGAGAACAUGAAGGCGCUGCAGCAGCCGUUGGAUGAUGCGAUUGUGGAGUGCGCUCAGGAUGAGCAGGGGCGCUGGCGGUUCCAUCGCAUUCGGGAUGAUAAGGCGGAUGCGAAUCAUAUCUCGACGGUGGAGAAGGUGCUAGAGAGUAUUCAGGACCGGGUGACGGAGGAGGAUCUGAUUCGGGUGGCUCCUGCGAUCAAGACGGCGUGGAAGAAGCGACAGGCACAGAUGUCGGAGCGGGGAAGACCCGGUAGUACGGCGCAGGUUAAUGGGAGUAACGGGGUGAAGCGGAAGUUUGAGGACUAG